Aureobasidium melanogenum CBS 110374 is the source of this 2199-nucleotide messenger RNA. RefSeq names its product P-loop containing nucleoside triphosphate hydrolase protein. The transcript has a single exon. Gene Ontology annotation, cellular component: mitochondrion. NCBI's taxonomy places the organism in Eukaryota, Fungi, Ascomycota, Dothideomycetes, Dothideales, Saccotheciaceae. The record is from RefSeq and is a predicted model, not a curated record. Gene Ontology annotation, molecular function: ATP binding; ATP hydrolysis activity. The coding region runs from base 1 to 2199 and encodes 732 amino acids.
AUGUUCAGAGCGCAACUGCGCCGACGACCAUUUGUCUAUCCCCAGAAUCUCAUCCGUCUAUCCAGACUAUCGUCCACCUCAAGUUUCGCCUCCGACUCGCCUCUAAUCCGUCUACAAAAUGCCACAAUAUACAAGGAUUCGACCGACCAGAACAAUGCAUCACCUCUGUUUAGCGACCUGAAUUUCAACCUCCCUCCCGCUGGCGAGCAUUGGGCUAUCGUUAGUGCCACCUCGUCUGCACGCACCGAUCUGCUCAAAGUCUUGAGCGGCAGAUACCUCUGCACUCCUCCCGAUGCUCGGUCAUAUCCCUACCUGCUACACAACAACACUCCUCAAAAUCGCGCCAUUGGCUAUAUUGGCUUCGAUGCCGAGAGAAGCGGUUUGGGCGGCACUGCUGUCAAGGGCGAAUACCUCAGUCAGCGAUAUGAGGCUCAUCGCGAAGUCACAGACUUCUCUCUACUGAAUUACCUUGAGGGAAACACUGAGCUCAAUGCUCUCGAAAAGCCGGCCGAUUACUUGGAUACACAAUUGCUAGCAGACGUCAUUGCAAAUUUGAAUCUGGAUCCUCUGCUGAAUCUACCUGUUAGCAACCUCAGCAAUGGCCAGACGCGCAGAGCUCGCAUUGCAAAAGCCUUGCUUGCCAAACCAAAACUUCUCCUGCUCGAUGGGCCAUUCAUGGGUCUUGAUCCUAUGACCACACUCCAUAUAUCAAGCUUCCUCCAGCAAAUGGCCGAGCAGAGUAGUCCAAACAUCAUUCUAUCCCUACGAGUAGGUGAUGAUAUACCUUCUUGGAUUACUCAUGUGCUCGUCAUCGAUCCCGAAACAAACACAAGAGUCAGCUAUCAAGGUACUAGAGGUAGUGUCUGGAAGGACUUGCGCGUCAUGCGUGGAGAUGAUGGCUUUCACCAAAGCUUGCGAAGAAGCAUAGUCUUAACCCCUGCAAGACCUUCUCGUGCCAAGAGUCCCGAAAUGGGUCGACUAAGUCGUGAUGGUUCACCCAUGACCCAUGUUCCGAUCCCAUUGGGAGAACCCCUGGUCGAGAUGCAAGGCGUAAAAGUAUCUUAUGGAGUGGAUAAUGAGGCAAGCAAAAGAACAGUCCUGGGAAAUUGGUCCGAGUCCGUCGAUGGUAACGAAAAGGAGGGCCUUUGGUGGAAUGUACGCCGUGGAGAACGAUGGGGUGUCUUUGGACCAAACGGCUCCGGCAAGACCACUCUUCUAUCCUUGAUCACAUCGGACCAUCCUCAGACAUAUGGUCUCCCCAUUAAGCUAUUCGGCCGCUCUCGCAUUCCGUCUCCAGGCGAGCUCGGAAUCAGUAUCUUCGAACUCCAAUCGCGCAUAGGACAUAGCUCGCCGGAGGUUCACACAUACUUCCCCAAACAGCUAUCUAUUCGCCGUGUUCUAGAGAGCGCUUGGGCCGAUACGCCACUUUCAAAACCUCGUCUGACGCGCCAGAAAGACAUUCGUGUCGAUUCCUUCCUGCGUUGGUUUGCUCCUGAACUAUCACCCACCAAAACCAGCGAGCUUCAAAUUAUUGCAAGCAAGCUGAGACGUACUGGACCUGCAAAUCCUGAAAUGAAACGUAGAUUGGAGCGCCUUCACAUUGCCAACGAUGAUCUCGAUUGGGCAGACAGCAUCACCUUCAGAGAUUUGCCCUUCAGCUCACAGCGUUUGUUGCUGUUCCUUCGUGCAUUGAUAUCUGAACCUGACUUGAUUAUCUUGGAUGAAGCGCUGAGUGGCAUGGACAAAGCUGUUCGCGAAAAGUGUCUGCUGUUCCUCGCUCAUGGUGAGAAGCUGGAAUACAAGUCUGGUAACAAAAUCGUCAACAGCGUGCAAAUGAACAAUGACCUGGUCAACUUUGGCGGCAUUCAAGAGUCACAGGCAUUGUUGACUAUCAGCCACAGUACAGAGGACAUUCCUGGCUGCAUAAGGCAAUGGAUAUGUCUUCCAGAGCCUAGUGAGGGCAAGCCGGCGAGAGUCGGUGAGCUACCAGGGCCACUUGACCUUCAUCCCGACAGUUGGUAUGAGAUCUGGAAUCUACCAAACAACAGGCCACAGAGACUGUCUAGAAGACGUUUGGAUAAAUCUGUGAAGUUGGGCCAACAAGAACGAGAAGCGGAGUCUGAGAACGGAUUGGAGAAGGAAGAAGAUGAGGAGGAUGUCGAGACAGACAAAGCGUCUUCAUCAUCACCUUCUUCAUAG